This is a messenger RNA of Hydra vulgaris (swiftwater hydra), 1123 nucleotides long. RefSeq names its product glycoprotein-N-acetylgalactosamine 3-beta-galactosyltransferase 1. NCBI's taxonomy places the organism in Eukaryota, Metazoa, Cnidaria, Hydrozoa, Anthoathecata, Hydridae. Gene Ontology annotation, cellular component: membrane. Gene Ontology annotation, molecular function: N-acetylgalactosaminide beta-1,3-galactosyltransferase activity. The record is from RefSeq and is a predicted model, not a curated record.
AAUUAUGUUAAAAUUCAAUAAUAAAAGCUUUCUAAAAAAAUGACAACAUUUCCACAAGAGUUCUAUUUGUCUUUUUUGCUAGGAGGAUCAUGUGGUGUUUUACUUAUGGUAGUUAUCUCUGAAAUAAAUUUGAGUUUUGACAAUAAUACAAAAAUAAAAAGUUUUAAUGCUGAAAAUGCAUGCCUAACACCAGAAAAAAUGACUAGUAAAGAAUUUUAUACUUCAAAUGAACAUUCUAAAUUUAUUGGAAAGUUUGAUGAACCAAUCUUGGUUAAUGAUAUGAAUAGUUUGCAUCAAAAAAGUGGAGAUGCUGUUGCUAAUGUUUUAUCAGAGAAAGUCAGAGUGCUUUGCUGGGUUAUGACACAACCUCCAACAAUUGCUUCUAAAGCUAAAGCUGUUAAAAAUACAUGGGGAAAACAUUGCAACUUGUUAGUGUUUAUGAGUUCUGUUGAAGAUAAAACAUUUCCAGUUGUUGGUUUAAAUGUUCCAGAAGGUCGGGAAAAUCUAUGGUUAAAAACUAGAGCUGCAUGGAAAUACGUUUAUGACAAGCAUUAUAAUGAUGCUGAUUGGUUUAUUAAAGCUGACGACGAUUCUUUCAUUAUUGUUGAAAAUUUAAGAUACUUUGUUUCCCGAUAUAACACAUCUGAUCCUCAUUAUUUUGGGAGACACUUUGUUCCUUAUGGUGGAUAUAAUAGUGGUGGUGCUGGAUAUAUUUUCAGCAAAGAAACACUAAAGCGUUUUAACCAGAUACUUAAAAAUCCACACUUAUGCAAAUUGAAAUCAGGAGCCGAGGAUGUAGAAGUAGGUAUUUGUUUGGCUGCUGUAAACGUUUACCCUGGCGACACAAGAGAUGAGCUAGGGCGUGAAACCUUUCAUCCGUUUUCACCUGAACAUCAUUUAAUACCUGGCUAUAUAGAUCAGGGUAACUGGUUGCAUCAAUAUAACAAAUAUAAAGUAAUAACUGGACCAGAUUGUUGUUCAGAUCAUGCAAUAGCUUUUCAUUAUGUUAGUCCUAAUGAAAUGUAUAUUCUAGAUUAUUUUAUUUAUCAUUUGCAUAUAUUUGGUGUUCACCAUGUGCAUGAUUAAUAUGUAGUAAAUAUAUCUUACAUAUAUAUAUAUAUAU